Molecule: messenger RNA, 6146 nt
Organism: Astyanax mexicanus (Mexican tetra)
Lineage: Eukaryota; Metazoa; Chordata; Actinopteri; Characiformes; Acestrorhamphidae
Gene: nacad
Product: NAC alpha domain containing
Exons: 9
Coding region: 148-6024 (1958 amino acids)
Biological process (GO): protein targeting to membrane
Cellular component (GO): nascent polypeptide-associated complex; cytoplasm
Source: RefSeq, a predicted model, not a curated record
UCCCUAUCUCUCACACACACUAGCACACACACACACACACGCUCAGUAGGAAGACAGACCACACUCAGCCUCUGCUGUCAUCCCUCGCUCGCUCCAGCUUCAGCUGGCCUUAGUUUUAGCAAGUGCGUCAGAGGCUGAGGCAGAAUCAUGCCCGGGGAAACGGCGGAGGGUCUGCUGGACAGAGAGACGGACGCACAGCUGCCUGGACCAGAUUUAUCCAGACAGACCUCCAGUUCUACAGCCUCCACACCAAGCGACAGUGCCUCCAGUCCUUCUCCUAGCAGUCCACCCAAACUCUCUCCGCAAUGCACAUCCCCAUUUGGUCCACGCUUAGUUAUGGCCAAACCUAACACCUGUACACGACCUCAGCCAGAGGGUGCAAGCUUUGAAUCUGAAGGGCGGUCAGUUGGAUGGCUAACAGGGCGAUUUGGAAAAGGAUCAUGCAGAAGGGGACCGGUGAAAAUGGAGAGAAUUAAAGUGUUGACUGGUGCUGAGGUGGAGAGUGACUAUCAAGAACCUGAGUCCAUGGAUGCAAGGGUAGUUAUGGGUCAGGAAGCUUUACUGAAGAAUAUGGAGACACAAAUUGGUGUGCUUCUAGACAAAAAGACUGGUGAAGAGAUUUCCAGUUCAGAAUCUCAUGCCUCUCAAACUUCUACUCCUUCACUGGAGGAACAAACCUGGGCAGAGGGAAAACUCAAACUUGACACUGGACAGGAGAGCCCCAAACCUGACCAGGAUUCUUUGUCUUUGACCCCAACCCCUGAAGAGAAAAGCUUAAACCAGCUACUUGAAUGCACAGUUCCAGAGCCUGAAACUGCAGACCCUGGACUGGCAGAAAGCAGCACCUUUUUUCCUGACGAUGAGGGAGACCCGCUGUCUCUAUCUCAGGGUGAAGUGCCUUCCUUGUCUUUUUCCGAGCCCACAUACCCUGUUGACCCCCAACGAAUCGGCGUCCUUCCUGGACUGGACCCAGAUCGUUACUACACAGCUCCCUCCACCCCUAUUAAGAUGGCCUACUGCUCGCAUCUAAAGCAACCAUGGCACCCAAGCAGCCCAAGCACAGGUCCAGGAUCUCCAACUGAUGAAUCCGACCUAUGCUCCCCUCCUACUUCCCCAUCAGGGUCUUAUAUUACUGCAGAGGGUGGCAGCUGGACAUCGUCCUACACGUCCAGCACCUCUCACUCCUGUUCUCCAAAUCUCAUUGCAGAAGCUGAAUUGCAAGAGGCACCUGCUUGCUAUGUGGGAUCUCUCUCAGAGAUUGGAGAUGAGCUGGGAGAUGAGCGACUUGGAACAGAGAGAGAGCAUUGCCUGUGCAAGCCUGGCAUGCCAGGACUUGUCGAGGACACUGAAUAUGAGGAGGAGAGCGUAAAAAGAGAGUCUUGUAGACCAGACUGGGUGACAGAGAACAUUUCCCCACACAGAAGCAGCAGUGGCAGAAGCACAGACUCUCAAGAUGGCUUUGGGGGAUCUGAAACCUCCUUAGUCCAGGCUGAAAUUCAGCGAGCCACUGACAUAACCCAGCCUUUUGAUGACCCAGAUCAAGAUCUAGAAUUGGACCUUGAUGCAUGCAUCUCAGACCAGUUCGUCAGACUUAGUGCCCCUCUAAGCCCAGAAGAAGACUUCCCCCCAGAUUUGGCAUCUUCUUUCCCAUUCACCCACCGACUGGCAACAGCUGCCACUGCCCUAGAGACUGGCAGCCUUACCCCUGCAACUUGCUCCUCAGAGAUUUCGGACACUGACAAUAACAGCUUGUACAGUGAGAUGGGAUCUUCUGCUCUGUUUUUUCAUGGGUGCUCGAGGGAUGACGGACCUGGGGAGGAUGGCAUGAUUCCUGCUUCCAUGCUGCCCAUCCAUGCCAGCUUGAUAUUCCAGGCAGAUUCCAUGGAAAUAACAUUAUUCCCUACGGAUGAGGAACCUGAAAAUGAUGUGGAUGCAUAUGCAGCAGGAGAGGAGGAAGGUGAUGUAGAUGAGUAUGAUGAUGAAGAUGAGGAUGAUGAUGUAAAUGAUGACAAUUAUUUGGAAGAGCAAGUCGAAGCCAUGAAGUCUGCCGCAAGGGAUGUGGAAGACACAAAUGAGGAGGAUACCUCUGCGUCUUUCCUAAAUUCACUUUCAGAAAACUCAAUAAACGAAGGUGUUGACGAGUCAUUUGCUUACCAGGAUGACACAGAGGAGUCCAUUGAUUCAACAUCUUGCAAUGGGGAUGAGGAUGAACACUUGUACAGCACAGAGAGACAUGCAGAACUUGCUCAGCAAUUUCCUGGGCAAGAUGGCGACCAUGCGCAGUCAAUUUCCCCUGUGCAACCAGACGUUCCAGAGUCUUCUGAAAGUGAGAGUGAAAUGGAGAUCUCUUCUGAAUCCUCUGAGCAUCCAAAUAUGGCAACUCCAGCUCAUAAGCAUAUUCCAGUUUUUACUACAAGUGCCGACAACGUGAUAAUGCCAAAACAUCAGGAGGGGGACUUUGCAGACACAGUACUUUCAACAACAGAGACAACAAUCAAAGAUCAAACUAAGGAAGGUAGACCAGAACCAGAUUUCAACAACACUGAAGGAACUGACAAUGAUUGUUGUUUGGAGUCCAAGCAAACAGGUCUCAUAAGAGUUCAGGAGCCAGAAAAUCAAACAAAAUUAGUAGAACUAGAUCAAAUAACUGAAACCUUUCGUAAACCAGUCCUUUGCAUGCUAGGUGCCACAGCAGCUGGCAUGGACCUUGAAUUAAACAUUCAGGAUGACCAGGAGCUGGAUCAGAAAAAUGGAAACAACUCAGAGUUCUUGGAUACUUCACUUCGGCUUGAUGACACAGCAACCAAUGAUCUUAACAAAGGAGUCCCACUUUUGUCGUACCCUAAAGAUGACUGUAGCCCCACAAACAUACCCAUUUGUGCCUACCCUGAGCUGUCUGAAAUCCCAGACAACUUAACUCCAUCUGAUGUUUCCCCAUUUGAGCAUUCCCUUGAUCAGGACAAUCUGACCGAAAAUCAACCUGGCACUGAAGAUGCAAGUCUUGGCUCUCUUAAUAUGUCCUCUACUACCUACAGUAUGCUUGCCAUCUCACCAAAGAAAGAAAACUUUGAAAACAGCAUGGCAGAAAAGAGUGUUUCAUCAGAAGGUUGGGCUCCAACUGAGCCCUUGAUAUUAGGCGAGUGCUGUGACUUUGAGGCAGAGAAUUUGCUUAUGUGUGAGAUCGCUGGAUCAUUGCACCACAAGGGGCUUUCUGUGACGCCCAACAUUGCUGCCGGAGAUGACAUGAUGGGUGACCUUGAGGACAACAACAGCUACUGUGACACACCAGAGAAGAUGGCUGAUAUUGAGGCUGGCAUGUUGGAGUCAAACCUGUCCACGUGGAGAUCCAUCGAAGAUUUGUCAGAGGCGGGAGGAGGAGAGGAUGAUGCUAACGUCCUUCAGAAUCCAGACAGCAAUGCACUCAUACAAUGCCAUUCUGAAAAACUACUGGUGACCACAUGGAAUGAUCCAGAAAAUACCUGUACCCCAGUUGAGCGAUCAACAUGCCUUUCAUUAAAUAUCCUUUCACAUGAUGGGAAUGAUGACAAGGAACAGACAGCUAACACAGAGUUCAACAUUCCAGGAGAAACUGUAUCAAACAUAUGCAAAGAUGAAAGUCCUGAUCUUUCUCCUAAACAGGCACUGAAGGUUCUGGCUUCUCCUCAAGAACCUCAAGACAAAACUCAGGCUUUAGCUUCUUCAACAAUCGAUAUACCAGACAAAACAAACAACUCUGUUUCUAUUUCAGAUCCAGUCCAGUCCCAACCCCCUGAAAUCCCUAAACAGAUCUGCCUGGUAAACACUAAACCCACUGUCUCUGAAAAUGAGACUGCUUUUAAAUUAACAGGAGGUUCAUUUGGUACCUUCACCCCCAGAAAGAAAACAUCAAGUGGCUCAAAGCUAGGUGGUUCCUCCUCUGACAAGACUCUGAUGCACAAGGAGGCAGUAACUUGCACUGAUAACAGAGGUUCAACUGGGAGAAAAAAGCUAGAGAGCAGACAUUUAGAGUCCAACCUUCCAAAGAAGGAAAAUCAGCAGAACCUCUGUAGUCAACAAGUUAAUGAGAGUGAUUUCAAUGAACCAAAGACUGAAGAUACCUCCAAGGGUCAGGACAAAGACAACGAUGUCUGCAAACCACUAGAGAAAAAAGGCGAUGAGGAGGCUAUAACAACAUGUCAAAAAGAGGAGGCAAAUGAUGCUUUGGAAAAGAACAAAGAAAACGAACCAGAAGUUUUGGUGAAGUCAAGUAUCUCUGAGACAGAUAAGCAAGAAACUCCAUACAAAGAACAAAAGGAAGGUGCUACAGAGGCUCUACCUCUUCUGGAAGCAAACCAGAAAGAUGUGGAUGCCAAAGAGCAAUCAAGUAUUUCUGAAUUAGAAACAAGAGAAUCGAAUGACACACAAACAGUUUAUUUUGAGACUGAGAGGAAAGUUGAUACGAAUUGUGACAUGAAACCAAAGCUACCUGUCCCUAAUAACCCCAGAGCACCUCCUGCCAUGAAAGUAAUGGAAAAAAGUAUAUCUGAGAUUCAGAUGAGCCAAACCGCAGAAAUUGAUGCCGUCCCUCGGACUGAAACUCUCGGAUCUAGAGAGACUCAAAAUCAACCUUACACAAACCUUGCUAUAGAAGAGAAACAUGAACAAGACCAAACACCUGCAAGCCCCACCUCCAGUUCUCUUGAGGGACAAGAAGACUCGAUAGAGUCAGAGGGUUUAACCGAAUCAAAUUGUAUUGCCCAUACAGAUCAACAAAAAGCACUUGAACCAAGCACCUUAGCAAGGCUGGAACUUCGAGAAAGCACAGCAAGCACACGAGACAUUAACGAUAAUCAUUUAGGGAGUGCUUCAAUAUUUGAAGCAGAACCGAGCAGGCACACCCUUCCUGCUUCUUCUACAGGUGCACUGGAAGAGGACCUUCCAACCCCCAUACAGGAGUCCCAGCCUUCACCUGAGAGUUCCCACUUACACAGUCUACUUACCUAUACUGAAUCAGCCACGAACGAUGGGCCAUGUCAGUAUAAGUCUCAGAGUCCUUCUCGUGUUACUAGUGUAGAACUGUCAGUGUUAAAGUCAGAGGAAGAAGUACCUGCCUCAUUCCCCAUACAGGACACACACCAAAAGGUGAAUGAGCGAUUAACAUCACAAUCAACAAAGCCAUCCAAACAAAGGAACCCAGAAGUAUGCAAGAGACACACAACAGAUUCUCCCAAAAGCCCCAAAGCCCUUCCCACUGGAUGCAUGGGACACAGAGAUGCUAGCCCUGCUCACAGAACGUCAAACUUGAACAGCGAAAGAGAGGUGUUACCCUGCAUCAAUCCCACAUUAACCUCCCCUGCUGAAAGAAGGCAAAAGCCAGCCGGAAUGCUCACCGAUCGGCAGGAUGGAUGCUCAGUCAUCUGCAGAACAAAAGAUUCAAAUGAAGUGGAUUUCUCCCUAAGAAACAACAUGAUUUCCUGUAAUGAUACAGACAGUGAUGGUUCACUUCCUGACCUGGAAGAGCCAGAUGUGAGUCUCGUGAGACCUUCCGACCCACAGAUAUCACAUUCUGCAGUGGAUGAAUCAGUGAGCAAAACCAAGCAGAGCCGAAGUGAGAAGAAAGCACGGAAGGCUAUGUCUAAGCUGGGGUUGAAACAGAUCCAUGGAGUUACACGCAUAACUAUCCGGAAGUCAAAGAAUAUCCUGUUUGUUAUCACUCGUCCAGAUGUCUUCAAAAGCCCCGCGUCAGAUAUCUACAUAGUCUUUGGAGAAGCUAAGAUUGAGGACUUGUCACAGCAGGUGCACAAAGCUGCAGCAGAGAAAUUCAAGGUUCCCCUCGAUCCUUCACCUCUGACCCCCGACAUCAUACCCAGCCUCACCAUAAAAGAGGAAAGUGAGGAAGAAGAGGAGGUGGAUGAGAGUGGGCUGGAACAGAGAGAUAUAGAGCUGGUGAUGGCUCAGGCUAACGUGGCCCGCGCUAAAGCUGUCCGUGCACUACGCCAUAACAAGAACGAUAUCGUCAAUGCUAUUAUGGAGCUGACUAUGUGAGAGAAGAGGUCUUGCCUGCCCCCUGCUUCUCUCCCUGGCAAACCCACCACCCUUUCCAGUAAUGCUGCUACGUUGUACCUUCCAUACCCCGUACCUGCUGAAUAAACUCUGUUCCAACCAGA